Messenger RNA from Momordica charantia (bitter melon), 4176 nucleotides. Its product is annotated as receptor-like protein EIX2. The record is from RefSeq and is a predicted model, not a curated record. Gene Ontology annotation, molecular function: protein binding. Lineage: Eukaryota; Viridiplantae; Streptophyta; Magnoliopsida; Cucurbitales; Cucurbitaceae.
CGGAGCAAGCAUAUAUGGAUAACCAUUUCACAACUCGCGUCGUCAAUUCUUUGGUUCUCGUAUGGCUAUGUUGUUUACUCAUGAAAUUGAGCUCGGCUUCAAAUGUCACACAUACUGUCAACUGCAUUGCUGCUGAGAGGAGAGCUCUUAUUGAUUUCAAACAAAGCUUAUUGGAUCCUUCAAGUAAGCUUUCUUCUUGGAUGGGUGGAAAUUGUUGUCAAUGGCCUGGCAUAACUUGUGAUUUCAUCACUGGAAAAGUCACGAAGAUUGAUCUGCGAAACUCGUUGGGUUUCACCAUUUUCUAUUCUCGUUAUUAUGAUUCUGAUUAUGAUUGGCCAGUAUUUAACGAGAUUGCCGUAAUACAAGAGUACAAAAGAACUUGUCUGGGAGGUAAUAUAAGUCAUUCUCUACUUGAGCUCAAACAUUUAAAUUAUUUGGACUUGAGUCUCAAUAAUUUUGAAGGUGCUCCAAUUCCAUAUUUUUUUGGGAAGCUUAAGAACUUGAGGUAUCUCAAUCUCUCUUCUGCAAAUUUUGGUGGGGUGAUUCCCUCUCAGCUAGGGAACUUGUCAAAUUUGAAUUAUCUAGACAUUCAAUCAUAUAAUAAUUUACUGAUAGAUGAAAUAUCAUUGUCAUCUCGAUUGUCUCGUAAUGGAGACUUGCAAUGGCUCUCAGGUCUAUCUUCUUUAAAGUACCUUGAUAUUGGACAAGUGAAUUUGAGUAAUGUACAAGCAACUUGGAUUCAUGUAGUCAAUACAUUCUCUUCUUUGUCAGAACUACACCUAAGUGGUUGUGGUAUUUCAAGUUUCGAUGAUUCAAUUGGCUUUCUAAAUUUCACUUCCCUGAAGGUUCUUGAUCUAUCGUUCAAUUUAAUAAGUUCUUCGUUUUCAUGGCUAUCUAAUCUUACUAGCCUUACAAAACUUGAUAUAAGAUAUAAUACUUUUCAAGGUACAAUUACCCAAAAUUUUGUGAAAUUGAAAAAUCUUCAAUAUUUUGACAUGAGCGUGACCAGAUUUGAUAAAGUUGAAGAUCACAUACCAAACUUUUUACGAAAUCUUUGCCGGUUAAAAUAUCUUAGUCUUCAGGGCAACUACUUUGGUGGUAAACUCGAUGAGUUUUUUGGUAGUUCUCCUAAUUGUUCCCGGAAUAAGUUGGAAACCUUGGACUUGAGUGAUAAUAGAUUGGUGGGAGAGAUACCAAAUUCAUUAGGGACAUUUGAAAACCUGCGAUCUCUUGAUCUUUCAGAAAAUGAGUUGUGGGGUUCACUCCCAAAUUCUAUAAAUAAUUUGUCAUUAUUGCAAAUAUUGGAGGUCUCAUUUAACAACUUGAAUGGAACUCUACCUCCAAGUUUUGGACAACUUUCAGAAUUAGUUAUGUUUGAGAGUCGUGGAAAUUCAUGGAAAUCAAUCAUAACAGAAACUCAAUUGAUGAAUCUGACAAAGUUGGAAAAAAUUAUUAUCACCCAAGAAGAAAAUCAACAUCAACAUCUGAUUUUCAACAUAUCACAUGGUUGGAUUCCUCCUUUUAAGCUUAAGUUUCUUUCUUUGCAAAAUUGCUUUGUUGGCCCUCAAUUUCCAGUUUGGCUUCAAGUUCAAACUCGACUAACUAUCGUCAGUCUCUCUAAUAUUGGAAUUUCUGAUUUUAUACCACAUAAGUGGAUUUCUAAGAUAUCUUCUCACAUCAUUAGCUUGGAUUUGUCCAACAACUUGUUCAAGGGAGAGUUAUCUCACAUUUUCACGCCUCAAGACGUACAAUCAAUUGCUGCAAGUCACAAUCUUGAGGAUUCAAUCUCACUAAGAUAUCCUAAUCUACGGAUCCUACGUCUUCAAAACAAUUUAUUGUGGGGUCCUAUACCCUCAAACAUUGGUGAUUUGAUGCCCCAUUUGGUAGAAAUGGAUUUGUCACAAAAUCAUCUCCAUGGUACGAUUCCAUCAAUGUCCAAAAUGAGAUAUCUUCAAGUUUUUUCUGUAUCAGACAAUCAACUUUCAGGGGAGCUGGUUGACGAUUGGGAUAAAUUGAGAGCAUUAUGUAUCAUUGAUUUGGGCAACAAUAAUCUACAUGGUCAAAUUCCAAAGUCAAUAGCUUUGAUGACAUCUCUCACCGAAUUAAUAUUGAGGAACAACCAUCUCCAUGGAGAAAUUCCAAAAUCUCUCCACAAUUGCUCAGACCUUAAAAGCAUUGAUCUCAGUGGAAAUAGGCUCUACGGAAGCCUCCCUUCAUGGGCAAUGCCAGAGUUGAGAUUGCUAAAUCUACGAUCUAACCUUUUUAGUGGAACUAUCCCGAGACAGUGGUGCAAUAUUUCUUUGCUUCAUAUAUUAGAUCUCUCCAACAAUAAUCUUUGGGGGGAAGUUCCAAGUUGUUUGGCCAAUUGGACAGCUUUCAUUUCUGGCCCCUACGAUAUUCUUGGAUUGCACUACUAUAAGAUUAGUGGCGGAGCUACACUAUAUUCCAAGCACGAAGAGAAAACAAUGUUGGUUAUGAAAGGAAGAGAGAUGGAAUACAGUACCACACUCGAAUAUGUUAUGACAAUAGAUCUUUCAAGCAACAAAUUGAGUGGUGAAAUUCCAAAUGAGAUAACAAAGUUCGUCUCUCUGGGUACUCUAAACUUGUCCAACAAUCAUUUUGUUGGUACCAUUCCAGAAAAUAUUGGAGGCAUGAAACGAUUAGAGACGCUUGAUCUCUCCUGCAACCAUCUCUCUGGAAACAUUCCUGCAAGUCUAAGUUCGCUAGAUUUCUUGGCACAUCUGAACCUGUCAUUCAAUAAUUUGACGGGCAGCAUACCAAAGGGCAAUCAUCUUCAAACACUGGAAGACCCCUCCAUUUAUGAAGGCAAUCCUUAUCUAUGUGGAUCUCUUGUCCAUACCAAGUGCCCAUGGGAUGCUGGGGAGGAGGAGGAUGGGGAGGAGGAGGAUGAUUCGGAAAUAGUAAUGUUUGGGUUUUAUAUUAGUAUGGCAAUUGGUUUUCCUGUUGGUCUCAACGUCCUGUUUUUUGCCAUCUUCACAUGCCAGAGGAGGAGAAUAUGCUACUUUCGUGUUGUGGAUCGUGUGAGCUACUUCAUACUGGAAAAGAUUGGUUUUUUACAACUGAUCCAGUGAGAAGAAUGAGAUGGAGAAGAAGCUAACUGAAUCAGGGGCCCUAGAGUCUCCAUUGGCGAGAGUGUUUGGUGCUUUCAUAUGUUCAUCUUUUCAACAUAAAUUUAUUGCCGAUGGAGAAGACUUAAUUUUAGUUUGUAAAUAAUGAAGAUGCAGCCUUGAAAGAGUUUUGAGGUAAAUCGCAACAUUGAUGUUGCUGUUGAAAGAGCUGGGGGCAUGCACCUGUUAGAAAAGUGGACUUUAUUAUUAUUAUUAUUAUUUUUUUCCUUUUCAGGUUCUAUUUCUCAAGUUGAAUGGUUUCUUAUGUCAAGUGAACAUCUUUAUGGGUGUCUGAAGUUGAUGUUAGCUGCAGUCUGCUUUUAGUUUAUUUGAUAGAUAUGUUUUUUUACAGGAAGUGGAUUUAUUCCCUAGGAAUUUGGAGAAAGUUCUCUCCAUUUCUAGGAGCAACAAUGAGUAGUCUCCACAUAUGCAACAGUUUUUUCUUCUAAAACAAAAUGUCUUGCAUUCUAAAAGCUUCUUACUACCCAUUUAGUUUUCUCGUUUAGUGUCGGUUAAAAGGCUAGUUCGGUAAUGUUCCGCUAUUUCUUUUUUUUGUUCCCCAAUUUCUAAUUGGUUCCAAAAUAUAAAUUAAAAGAUUGUUUUAUCUCACUUAAAUUUAAAUUUAUGGUAUGACCACCAGUGUAUGACCAGGUCCAAGGCAUGCAUACAAGACAUGACCAUGAGCCAAAUACAAGGCAGAACUAGAUCUAGACCACGACCAGGUCCAGGGCAUGACUUGGCCUUACCGACCAGGUCUCGGCUGAUCGCCCGAGAACUUUGACAAUGUUCAUCUGAUAGCCUGAACCUACUUCAACCUUGGUAAAAUCUUACUAUAGGCCGAUGUACCCUGAAUUCGACAUCUAGCCCCUCAACAAAAUACCUAGGCCCAAAAAAGCUAGAGUUGAACCUCUAUAAAUAGAAGAGCAAGCUAAACUUUAAAAAGAUAUGCUUAGUGUUGUUUGGUUUUGCAGGUUUCGAUCCCUUUUUAUUCUUGGAGAUAAGAUUGGUGCGAAUUUGACGAAUCUUGAAGGGCCAAAUUUCUGCAUCA